Porites lobata is the source of this 14359-nucleotide messenger RNA. Lineage: Eukaryota; Metazoa; Cnidaria; Anthozoa; Scleractinia; Poritidae. The record is from the annotation of a GenBank genome assembly.
UUCUGCAGAGAAAGAAGAGAAAAAGUUGGCAGCAUGUCUUCGUUCAACAGCUUGCUUAUUUUUAUUAUUACACUUUUUAAAGUGUUGCUUUACCAACCCUUCGCACGAUGCAGUUCAAGUUAUCCACACUUAGGUGAGUUUUUACACCAGGUAAUUUUACAUUCACGCGUGACUAUAGAAGACGGCGGGCAGUGUUUCGUUUUCCCUGAAUGGCAAGCGCAUUUUGAGACGUAUAAAAAUUUCAGUGUCAAAGUUAUCUUUCAAAAUGAACAUGAACGAUAAAGUAUAUCCUAUUUAGUUUAGACUGUAUAAUUAUGGCAUAUACACAAGAGAAAACAAAAUUUUACUUUCCUGGCCUUAAGGUAUAUUUUGCAGAUAUUUUUUACUGAUUUAUCGUGGCAGCCUAAAAGCUUAAAAGCCUUGCUUCAGUUUUCAAGCAUUUAAAGGGAACUCUUCAAAUAAAGCUGAAAUUAGCAUUUUGCCGUGUAUGCACUUGCCAAAGCUAUUUAAAAUGCACUCUCUUACCUCUGUAAUUUUUCCGAUAAAAACGUCGAAGGAGUUUCUCUCAGGAUCCAAUGUGUUUUACGUGUAUGACUUUUUCCUUCGUUUCGUCUGUGUAUUUUUUUUAGAAAAUCAGGGAGUGUUUUUUUUACAUGACCCAAAAUUUGUUAUAGUUUCUGUUUUUUCCUCAUCCUUAAAGAUAUUACCUACAAUUAUUAUUUAUCACGAUUGUUUUCACUGUUAUUUCUAUUGUGGUAGUAAUACUCACUUAUGAAGAGGGAAACUUAAAAAAAUAAUUUUGGCAGAGAAGGUUGAUUCAAUGGCUAUAAGGAAGACGAUAAAGAUAUUUUUAUUUCUUAUCCCUUUCCUCCAGUCGUAAACCAACUAUAAUCUUGACUUCUGAUUUUUUUUUCGGAAAAAAUAUAGCCAUAGUACAGUCGAGAGUCUUUUAAGCAUGUUAAGAAUCAUAAUGAGCCAAUUGGUAGUACUUCAUUAAAGAUCGCGCUGCCAUUACGACGCGACAAUUUUUUUGACUUGUUUUUUGACAUGGUUUCCACCAUUUUGUUUAAACUUUGAUUGGUCUGAUAAAUGCAGGACCAAUCAAAAGCGAAAUCGUGUUUUUGAAACUUUUAAGUUUAAGUUAAGUUAAGUUAAGUUUAAACAGCACCUUAAAAGGUGCUGUUUAAACACCAACUGCAUGAUUCUGCCUUACAAACAUUUUUCACUUUCGUUGGGAAUAUGUGGAACUCGGCUUCUUAUCCCUCAAAAUUGGAUAAAACAGGUAAAAAAAUUACUGACGUUGAAAACUACGACGAGUAGGGACGUUGCACGAUCUUCCUUUAUUUCGAAUAAACAUAAAUCAGUUUACAUCAGCUUGUUUAAAGUGGGUCUAAUUUCGUUAUGAUUUGCGUUGUGUCAAGUGCUAGACUGCGAUUUUGACGACUCUACGUUUUGCCAAUGGGCUAAUGAAAACUCUGGAAAAUCGAAGUUUAACUGGACUUUAAAGUCAGGGCAAACACCAAGCUGGGGAACAGGGCCUAUUUCUGAUGUUUCAGGUAUUAACUCUUUAUUUUAUAUGGACUCCUUAGUCGCACCUAACGUUUAUUUGAAUUUUCAGGUGCUGUCAGUGUAUUUAAGAUAGUUUUUUUAAACAGUGUCUAAUUUCAUUGGACUAUAGUAAUUAAGAACCAUUUUCUACAGCAAAAUUUAACAACAAAGCGUGCAGCUUUUACUAUUAUGUUGAAAGAAAUAAAACCAAAUCACCAUACCUUUCACUACCGUAACUUAAAAGCAACCCGUCAGUGUUUUCCUGGGCGCCACGCAGCUGAUCUUUACAAGGUCUCACAGGAUUGAUGACUCUAAUGAGUGACAAUGCCUCUAUCCCUAAAACAAUGGAGCUACGUGUUAUGGAGAACCAAUGAAAUUAGAGGUUUUUAGGAGCUGUACUUUACUCUCUCAUGAUUUCAGUUCGCUUGCACACUUUAAAAAUCAAGAACUGUUGUAUUGCGAUUCCUUGGUAUUCUAAAAAAUAACUAAGCGCAAUUGAUUUGAAGAAAACGAAAGUGCUAACUAAGUUUUCUUUCUUUUUUAUUUGAAAUCUAUAGGAAAUGGAAAGUACGCAUAUCUUGAAGCAUCGUUUCCGCGGCAACAUGGUGACAGCGUUAGGCUUUUAAGUCCUGUAAUGCAAGGUGCAAAGUGUAUGUCAUUCAUGUAUCAUAUGUAUGGAAGUUCCAUGGGAAGCUUGAUAAUCUACAUGAAAACAAACGGCAAUGAAACGGUGGAAUGGAUUAAAACAGGCAAUCACCCCAAUCAAUGGCUCGAAGCUGUUAUAUUCCUCAAUUCUUCGGCUCCCUUUCAGGUAAUCCAUCUGACUGAAGAAGCAACAAAGCGGACUUUAACGUAAUGAUGAUUUGUCUUCUCUUCUAUUGUAACUUUAAGGGUUUACCUUUUAUAGAUUGUAGUGGAAGGAGUAACGGGCAUUUCCUAUUCAAGUGACGUAGCCAUAGAUAACAUCGCAUUCAGAAAUGGUUCCUGUGAACGACUUGGUAUGGACAUCAGAAUUUUUCACUGCAUUCUUGAAAUAGUACUUAAAGAAACUCAUAAAAGUCAUUUUAAACGGGAUUUGUGACAUUUCCCCUUUUUUCAGUUACCCGGUCGUUGUAUGCCUUCAUAAAAGAAGAUGCUACAGACUUCAAAUUCGACAGAAUUCCAGCUCACAGUGGAUGGGUCUAUCAGUUUACAGUGCAUGCUCUUCAAACAAGAAACAUUUCAACCGAUGUGAUGUACUUUGUGUACCCAGCAAACACUGUCCAUUGUGCAAAAAGCGUCACCCAAGAGCUUUCAUUAGACGACCUUAGUUGCUUCCCUCGAGACUUCUUCUUUUCCUCUAGGACAUUUCAACCACAUUACAAAAAGUUGUUGCUUCUGAACCGAGGAGAAAAACUACCUCACGGGAUUGCCUUGGAGGAAUAUGACAACUGCUGUAGUCAAACAGUUAUUGGGCACUUCUUUGCAAAUGUGUCAUUAGACCGUAAGUUCAUAAGUCGUUUUAAACCAAGUUGUUUAUCAACUAUAACACCCACUUGUUCUGUUUCAUGGCGUUCGUAAGUUUUCUAUUAAUUGUGAGCUUUAUAUCGAUUGGCAGGUGGUAACGAGAUGUCUGGCUAUGUUCAAAAUGAGGAAAUAAUACACAACUAUCCCCCGAAGGGGAGGUGAAUAGCGGGGUGUGGGUAUACAGUCAACUCUCUCUUAACAGACACCUCUAUUACUCCCCUUAUUUGACUCUCUAUAAGACGGACUUCUCUCUUAGACGAACACAUAGUACUGUUCCCAAAGGUGUCCGUCUUAGGAAGAGUUGACUGUAUACCGAAACGCGAAGCGUCUAGGUAUAUAUCCAGCGCUGUUCACCGACCCUGAGGGGGAAAGUUGUUUUUAAUUAGAAUCGCAUAAUUAAGUAAAAUCUCGCAUUCUGAUUGGUUAACGAAGCGAGGUAUUUAGUGUGGAAUUGCGAGUUGAAAACGAGGCUAAGCGAUAUUGUUUCGCAUCUACGUAACAACUAUCGUCAAAUUCUAACACAACAACAUGCAAAAAGGGUUUUCUACAAUGUCAUUUUAAAAUGUUUUCAAAACCAUUCAUUGUCACUUUUUGAAGAGUUAAAAACAAACAAAAGCGUUUUUUAAAGUGAGCCGGAGGUUCUUCCUUGUUUUGAACUGAACUACAGAUUCUCUUUCACUCGCGACAACCAGAAAACAAGAAAAUCCUGUGAACACGGCCCAGAAAAUGGCAAUCCAAAGUUCAACCAAACAAAACGGAGAAGCGACAACGGAGGAAGUGCCGGGGUCGAUUGUCCCAUAUACAGAAGAAGAAAUAAAUACCUUCAAAGAGGACAUGGCCCCUGAAAACACGAAAAAGAGUACGCCGCUUGCAAUCGUCCUGAAUCGUGGUACUUAGAAAAGUACAAAACAGAGCUGAACUUGAACAGCAUUUCUAAAACAUUUCAAGGUACUUACCUUAUGUCAAUCGCGACGUUAAACAUGUUAAACUUUCAGUGCUUUCGCUUGCACACUUGAUUUCUUUCAGUUUUGCCGCCGAAGAGGUAAAAGGUGUAAAUUAUUUUCCUUCUCGAGCAAAUGACCAAUUUGAAAAAAGACGUUCUACAUAAACCGGGCUUCUAAAUUCAGUAAAAUACCUCUAUUUAUCCUUAAGAUUAGUGUGAAGCUUGUUUACAUGUAAAAAUGUUUGAAAACAAAUGUGAAAACAAGCACAAGGUACAAAAAAAGUUGUCGAAGGUUCAAACGUGUACUACUGACCUUGCUUCCUAUUCGCUAACGCAAUGACAGUUCUGACUGUUGACUUUGAAAUGGCUUUCUGGAGCGCGCGCUCAGGAUAAAAACAAAGAAUAUUAUUGCUGUUUUCUUUUUUUUUCUUCUGAUUUUUAUUCAAUUAUGCGAUUCAAGGAAAAUUCAUUACCUGACUCGAGAAUUCCACGCUAAAUUGCACUUGAAAACCGAUAUCGGUUUUCGCGUGCAAUUUAACGUGGAAUUCCCUCGUCAGGUAAUGAAUUUUCCUAUAGUACCUACCAAAUCACUUGGAUAAAAAUGAAAAAAAGUAACUUUUUGCAAAUUAGAAACGUCACUUAGUAGUAACUUUAUUUACAAUUUAGAAACAUUUAGGGGAUUUUAUCAAGUGCAUUUGUUGCAAAUUCAGCAUGACAAUAAUUUUCUACCUACCAGUAAACACCAAGAAGCCAAAGUUCGUCGCUUUCUUGGUAAGCUCCCUUGGUAUUUGUUGGUACGACUGCGCUUCAUUUAUCGCUCAAAUGUCGUCUUUCGAAAAUGUCUUGAAACAAGGAGCCAUCUUGGCUCCGGUCGCAAAACAGUGAAUAGCCGAGGAUAUUCUGAGUUACGGGAGACAAUCGAAACGCACGAAAAUUGCUAUUCUCUGAUUCGGUAAAUACUAAGAGUUAUUAUUGAAACAAAAUCUGAAGUUUUUGUCUUUUGAUCUGAAACUAGAGUAUUCAUUGCUGUUUUUUUUUGCAUCCACAGAACAAAAUGCAUGCCCACCUGGCUGGCGUAAUUUGGGUGAAUCAUGUUUAAGAGUGCAAAUAAAACCAAAGGAAACCUGGAAAGACGCCAGGUUUGAGUGUCAUAACCGUGGAGGAGGACUCGCUGUACUUGAAAAUGUCGUCAAACCGCAAACACUGUCUAGUCUUUCUAGAUUCAUGGACGAAUAUUUGGAGGAACAAGUAUACUUUUUUGUUGGUGCUUAUGCUAUCAGUGACGGGCGCUGGAUUACCGCCCGAAAACAACUGUUUCCAGCUCAGUCGUUAUUAUGGGGACCCUCGGAACCGUCAGGUGAUGGCUGGUGCACCGACCUGAUUUUUGGAGAAAAAUGGAACUCUAACUGGAAAGGAAAAGGCUGGAGAAUUAACGACGAAAACUGCUUGUCAAAAGAAGGAUUUGUCUGCCAGAAACCAAAGACCACCGCAGGUAAUAACACCAAAAAUGACCAGACAAAUUUAGUUUAUAUACGACUGAUUUAAGUGUAGUUUUCAACUAGCAUUAUAUCAGGAGAGUGGGAUUAUGAACCUCGAUAACCUCGAUAUAGCGAAUCUCUAUAUAGCGAACUUGUCGAUAUAAUGAACGAUUUCCUUUACCCCAGUAACAGUAAAAUAUACGAAAAACGAACCUUGAUAUGACGAAACCUCGUUACAUAACACAUUUUGUCAGUCCGUUGGCCCUUCGUUAUAUCGAGGUUCCAUUGUAGUAAAAUUGAUUAAUACUUAUUCCUUAUAGGUACUAUAAAAAUAGGUACAUAACAUGGAUGGUUGGCGCGAUUUGCGAAAAGGAAUGCAGCCUCUAGAGUUGAAAAAAGGCCAAACAAGAGGAUUAAGUACGUCCAGUAACCCUGAAAGUCACACCAACAAACAGAUAGGAAAGUGAGAAGAAGGAAGGACGAGGAGAAAUUAAAGAGGAGCCAUAGAAAAAAAGCAAUAGUUGCACUCACAGGGUGGAUUCAUUUGCUACAUACGCGUAUAGCUGCCGCAUUUGCCCUCUGCAGUUUUUUAUUGUUUAUUAGGCUUAAAAGUAAUAAACAAUUCCAGAAGGCAAAUGCGAAAGCUCAACGCGUAUGUUGGUUUUUAUAUAGCUACCUUUAAUGUCUUUAAGCGAACUGCCUGGCGGAAGUGGUCUAUUUAGCGGAAAUAUUUUUAAAAAAUCCAGCUAGACAUAGCGUCUGUAAAGUGGAUGGAUUGUCUUUAGCUAAAGAUUUACUCAUUGUAAACGAUUACCUUUCGUAAUUGGUUUGACAGGAUCUACGUGUAAUUCCGGUUGGUUUGAGGUGGAUGACUUAUGUUUUGGAGUGUUUGCGGGGAAUUCCUUUGCUAGAGAAUGGAACAAGGCUCGUCAGGUGUGCUUAAAAUUGGGAGGUGAACUAGCCGUGGUUAAAACUGAAAUUGAAAGAAAAAUCAUUGGUGACCAUCUCACUAACAUAGCCAAAAGGUACCCAGGUGACAACAUCAAGGUAUUUCUUGGUAUUCGUAAGUUUGGCACAUGGCAUUGGUUAGACGGCAACAAUAUUUCAACUAGCAUUUGGCAUUCCGGGUAUCCCGAUGUUUUGUGGAGCGGAGAGUGUGGCGUUCUAGCAAAGCUCUCACCUGGAUGGAAGCUUGCCCAGGAGUCUUGUCUGUAUACAUUCGGAUUCAUUUGUGAAACAGAUGAACGUAAGUCCGUCGUUAUUAUGAUAAAUUGAUUCCAGCUUCUUUCUUGAUUAAGUUUGUUUUAGAUCCAUAGAAGAUCACUACACAAAUAUUGGAAACCAUCCUCGAAGACGGUCCUCUCAUUUUGAUUGUUCUAUUGUUUGAUAAUGCUUAGGAAGAUUUUUGGUCGGUUGGCAAUCCAUCGAUUCAUCCUGCCAUGUCAACAGCAGGGGUAAACCGUUCCAUGCCCUUGAUGGUAACAUUGCGUCUUGUUUCACUGUUAAAGGGCAAAAGGUAAGUGCUUUGCAGUAACAAUCCAUUUCAGUUGUACCCCGCUUAGUUUAUGAGAUGCCGAUCAUCAACUAGCUUUGCUAGUAGUUAAAUUCUCUUAAUGUGGUAUUGACUAUGUAAUCAGUUAGAACCUUCACGGAAGGGAACGUAUUCAACUAAAAACGUAAUGUUGUCCCCUUAUGGGGCUUUUCAGGGACAAUGAAACAGAUUAUUCAAAUGGAACAUAACGUUAAGAAUUCCAGCUGCUAGGGGGCAAACCACCCGGUAAUUAGUUAUCAUCAAGGUGCCCGUGGAUUUGAGCCAGCUACUACCAUGAACAAACACAGUUAGCGGUCUGUUCUGGACUUGAACCCGGAACCUUCGGAUUGCCAGUCCAGUGAUUCAUCUUCUGGGCCAUGUUGCCUCCUAUAUACUGACUUAACUUGUCAAUUCAAAUUUCAUUUUUCUUUUACUUAAGAUAAUAUAUGGUAUCCAGUUUGAAAGACUGACAGAAGAAGAAAUGUUAUGCCAAGAUCAGAAAAAAUAUAAAACAACAAGAAAUACUUUACUGUUUUGUUGAAACUUUCUUUCAAAACCACAGGAUCAGCCAGCCUGGUGGAGUGUAACUCUACAAAGACGAGCAUUUGUCAGCAAAAUCUGGAUCGUUAACAGGCUGGGGUGCUGCCUUGCAGAAAUGCCCAAAAAUAAUGUCAUUUUAAGGAACAGUGUGGAAACCGAAAAAGCAAACUGUAAAGUUUACUCCUGGAAGGACAGACAAAAAACACUGAUGAUCUGUGAACCGUUGAUUUCUGCUUCGAAUUUAACUAUUAAAAAGGAUGGUGUAGGCGAUUUACGGAUAUGUGAGGUGAUGAUAACGGCAAUAGGUGAGAAAUGUAAACGUUUUUUGUUUCAUGUACAUUGGUUUUUGAAUCGUAAUUAAUUGGUAAAGAUAAUUGUAUACCAUCCACCAAAUUCAAAACUAAGAAAAGAAAAAUUAUUGUAAAAUACCUCCAAAUUUGUCACGGUGAUCGUUUGGACGCGCUGGCACCCAUGCUGUACAUCAGAAACGAAGUCUUGAUGUUGACUUUAAAGUGCGCAAGACAAGUAAUGUUAAGCCUGAUGUGAAGAAAUAAUGAUGCACAUACAAAAAUAUGCGAAUCGUUUCAUAAACAUUGGUUGUAAGAAGCACUUCUUUGUUUCGCUUGGUAUUGACAAAUAUAUUCGACCGUUAUAAAAUACACAGAAAGCGAAGACAGUCUUCACGGCGUUCUUCAAGAGCUUUGGUACAAUAUUCGUUCUGGUACGAUAACCAGUCUGCGAGCUGAUAGCAGAUUUCCAAGCAAUCCAGAUGUUGUGAACAUUCUCCAACAGUUUGACGCUCCCUUCAAUUUCCAUACAGAUUACGGACAACGACUGACAGCGUAUUUGCAGGUAAAUAGUUCCUAUAUUAUUAUUUUUUCUUUAUUAUUGUUUUCAUUUAAUGUUGUAAGUAAGAAUGGGUACGGGUACAAAAUAAGUUGCAGACCUUUGACCAAGUAUUCUCUUUGAAGGAUUGGACGGAUUAUCUUUAAUGUUCUGUUUCGGUUUUUUCUUUCUGGGCGUAAGUACUUGGUGUUCUCUAUCACUUUCUAUACGUACACCCAAAUGUCCCUAUUCCUAAAUACUGAAGUUUUUCUGUAGAAAGCAAUUCUUUUGAACAUCCCUUGUGCAUUCAGUGACAGGAACUAACCCGUGCCUGGCAAGUCAAUCAUUUUGUUUUUUCCCUUUUUUGUCUCGCGUAAGGUUCCCGAAAGCGGCAAUUAUUCCUUCUUCGUCGCUUGUGAUGACACUUGCGAGCUUUGGUUACACACAGAGAGCGAAGAACACGUUGAAAAAAUAAAGGACGAUGAGUCAUCUGGCAAGCUACGUUUAAUAAAACUGGACUAUUGGACAGCCCACAAUCAAUGGGAUAAGUAAGACUACCUUGUUAUUCGAUGAAAUGGUUAUGUUAUCUGGAAAACUAAACAGCGCUUCAUCAUAUUUUUUACCUAGUUUUUAAUCUUCCCUUUAUCUACACAGAGUGCAAUCUGUACAUGCAUUGUGUAGUAGUUUUUAUUUACUGAGGGUAGGAAAAAAUUACUUUGAUUGCAGCUGAAUUCAAAGGAGUCAAAAAUGUUUUUUUUUUUCCAUUUUUUACAAGUUAAAAAUCAUAAGCCGCAGGACAGACCAGACUCAAAAUUUUAUUUGCUUUGCAUUAACGUAACACACCUUUUUUACAGUUGAUUUUGGGUCUGUAGGCCCAAUGAUGCUUCGUAGAUAUUCUUAAACCAUUAGCAUGUCAUGAGAAUGAACCAGCGCAUAAUGUCGUUUUAUGUAUGCAAGCAUGUUUUUAAUUAUUUGUCUAAUUUUUUGUUGGUCACAUAAUCAUCCAAACUCUUUAUGUGUACGUUUCUUUAGAUUUCCCUCUCAGCAGACAUCCCAAGAGAUCUGGUUGAGUAAAUGCAAAUUGUACUCUUUGGAGUUAUUAAUGAAGCAAUCUGGAGUAAGUGAUUGUGCAUCCGUAGGAAUGAAGCUACCAAAUGGGACAUAUAAAAGCCCAAUAACUGAGGAUCACUUAUUUUGGGUGCGGCCAGGUAAAUAUUUUUAUGCAGUUGAUACUAGUGAACGGGGACACCUUUAGAAACCGGAAAUUGUCCGUGUAUGUGCAUGUUUGCCCACGGAUUGUUUCUUUUAAGCUUUGGUCUCUAACUUUAACUGUUUUGUUUUUGCUUUUUGAUUUGGCUUGUUUGACGGAAACUUGCUCAUUCGAGUGCGGUUUGAACGAUCUCUUUCUCCUACUCAAGUAAGCUGUCAAAGCUGUUUAUGGCCGUCAAAAUAGAUCAUGACAAGUUGUAAGUGAAGGGAAGUGAAUGGUGAAUGGUGAAUGCGGUUCACGAGUGAGAAGGGAGUAAGCAACUCUAGUAAUCCAUGACGAUUCCAAAUAUGGUGCUCGGAUAAAUAGUUGUCUGCAAUUCUAGACUAAUAUACUUUGAAAACAUCGAUACUCCUUCUAGCAGUUUACGAAGGAUUAGCGAUCUGUUUUAUUUUUAUACAAUUUGCAUUUACACAGGUGUUGGAUACAUAGACUUUCAAAUAACGUCUAUUCCUAAAAAGGUCACACUCAAGGCUGGUCAAAAACUUCUUAUUCAAGGUAUUUUUAGAUUCACUUAACGGUAAUUACUCGUAUGUGAAAGUUAUAAGUGGUGUUAAUGGUGGAAAACCAUUAAGGCUAAUUUGGACAGAACAGUUACUGUACAGCGUUUUCAAUCACGUGACCAGCAUCUAUGCAAAUUUAUUGGAACAAAAUAAAGUGUUUACAUAAGAAAAAAGUUCAGCUCCCAGAGGACUGGUAUGGAACACCAAUAUGGCCACCUUGACGUCAUGUGAAAACGCUCUAUAUCUCUAAUUGCUGUAAAUUAAUUAAGUAUGAAGUGACGUUUUGUAGUGAAAAGUUCGGAAUAAUACGUCCGCGUGUACAGAUAAACCUGUUUACACUUUCGAGUCAUUUUCUCUUCUUUUAACCAUAUAGCCAAUUACAAAUAUUGCUGCCGUGGAUUGUACUGUCCCGGAUGUCCAAAUCGCUUAUAUUUGAGAUUUGGUGAGCAAAGGAUUUUGGUUCAUAAUGACUUACCAAUGGAUUGUCAAGAGCGCCAUUUCAACACUAGUCUCGACACCUUUCAACAGGAAGGGACAUACCAAAUUAAUGUAAGCAGUUUGAAUUUCUUGUAUUUACUUUGUAGUUAAAUGAUUAGGUUUAACCUAGCAUUCGCCUUAAUCACUGUGUAUCGACGUGUGUUAGGUAUCUUAUGGCCUGGUCGAUACUUUGUCGUAUACAACCGAGGUUUCAAGGGAAAUUAAGGAAGUUUAUAUCUCAGGUAUGACAAUCCUGUCUGGAUGUUAAAAAAUAAUUCUUGUUUGUCUCAAGUGUUUUUUAUCCGGUACAUGUUUCCACUUCUAUUCUUUCCAUUAGCUAUCCUAGUUGAAGGUUGUAGCUUCAUAUCUGACCUUUGUUCUUGGAAAAGUAAAAAUAAUGGCUGGACACUUUCAUCGUCUGACAAAGGUUUGUAUUGUUGACUCUGUAAUAUCCAUGUACAUAAAUAAACCUUUGGUAUCCACCUCAAUACAAUGUAAUGGCACCUGAAUGCAGCCCCAACAAUCGAAGGUGGCUUACAGACGAAUACGUGAGCACUCAACUAUCUAUGAUUUAAAAGGUGCAUAUUACUUUGGAAUCUGUGGGAGUAAACUAUUAUUAUGCACGGUGUGAACAAUUUAAAAAUAUUUUCUAUGCAUAUCGAGUCAGAUGGUACCAUUUUGCGAAUACUACUUUGAGCAGCUUAGUUGGUGACUGCGAAAGAAAAAAACUAAUUUUGACGCUACAGAGUUGUUCCCUUACACUGCUACGCAAUGAUAGGAAGAGCCGACAGCUAACGCUUGGCUGCCAGAGGCCUUGUUGCAAGCCUUGUUUCGGAAAAAAUGUGUUUUUUAUGGGUACUCUUUGAACUUUAUAAUAAAGGCAUUGGGAUUUAAUUGAUGUCCUAUUUUUCUAUUUUUAUUCAGGAAUUCUGGCCCGUUUCGACGGCAAAGUUGCUGUUCUAGAGAGCCCGUGGGUUUCGAAAAAUAUUAUUUACGAAAAAACUGGAUUAUGCCUGUCCUUCUCUUAUCUUCUUUCGGCUUAUUCUGGAUCAUCAAUAAGUUUUGUACUGCUGACAUCAUCAAAUGUCUCUUUGUGGAGUCUCCAUGGUUACCAGGGCCAAACCUGGCUGACAGGCCAAGUGUCAUUUAUAGCACGUGAUGAUUUUAAGGUAUUAUGUAGCAUAAUCAAGGUUUUCGUGCUCUCGUACUGAGGAUUGAUUCAAUAAAUCAUUUCUUUUUUUGUAGGUUCUUGUUGUUGCUAUCCGAAAACAGCCGUCUGGGAUUAAUUCCGUGGCAAUUAAAAACAUUAGUAUUGAUACAAAACAGUGUGAGAGACUACCGCUUCAUAGUGUACCAGGUAAGUACUCUUUCUUAAUAGUCUUCACUUUGUCCAUAACUGGGAUUGUUAGAACCAUCUUGGUACGUUCAGCUGUUCGGCGACGUAAAGUCUGCACUAAUAUGAAAACAUGAGUGAUUAAAAUAAAAAUAAUAAUAGUAGUGGUAGAAUUGUUACCCCGAGAAGCUAUACGAACUAUGCUAACUGUCGUCAUUUUUUUCAGGAUUCGUGUGCAAGAGCAAAAGUGGUUUUCAGUGCGACAAUGGUCAAUGCGUAAGCAAAGAUCUAGUAUGCGAUGGAGAUAUUGCUUGCAUGGACAGCUCUGACGAGAAGAACUGUAAAUGCUUAGCAAGUGAUUUUGUUUGUCCCACUGGGGAAUGUCUUGAUGUAGAGAACCUAUGUGACUCGAGAAAGGACUGUAAGGACGGAACAGACGAGGCAAGAUGCGGUAAGCAAUAGAUUCAAAAAAGUUCAUUUAUUUGCUGCAAUAUUUGUUACUUUAGGGUCUCAUUAAUAUAUAGGGCAAAGCUGCUCAGAAGAUGCUUUUUCUUGCGCUGGAGGUGGUUGCGUACCGUGGUCUCUCACGUGCGAUGGAGAAAAGAACUGUGAAGACGAAACGGAUGAGCCACCUAUAUGUGGUAAUUUUGCAAUUGUUAUUUUGCUAUUAUUUUUUUAAAGGUAACCAGGGAUUUGUCUUUCAGCCUAAUAUAAUUCAGGUAGUAAACAUUUGAUCAGCGAUACAUAAACUUGGUGUGGAUGUUUCAGGGGGGAAUUCAGGAUUUUUCCUAGGAGAGGGUGACCACAAAGGAACUACCAUAAUCACUACCAUUUUUACGGCAUUUAAGACAAAUUCUUCAGUCUCGUCUCAUCUUUAACUUCCACACCGAUAAACCACAAAGUUUUUUUUUUUGCAGAAUGCCAGUUGUACUAGAAACCCAUGGGUCAUCUCACUCCCUGGACCCUCCUUCCCCUAGAUCGGCCCCUGUGUUUACACGUUUGAAUCUGUUGCGUUACAAGUUAGCGGUACAUUUUUUUCAUAUCUUAGUAAAUAAGCCCGUUUCUUAUAUAUUUACGACUAUGUACAGAUUAGUACCGGGUAAAUUCCUUGGCUAACCUCAAAAUGAAAACUACUGCCUAUAUGCUGAGUUUGAAGUGGAAUAGAGAAGACUCUAUGUAAUAAUCAAGUAAUUAAUUCAUUUGACAGGUUUCUUACUUCUUCAGGGUCUUCGCACUGUCCGUUGGUUAAUCUGAGUUGUGAUUGGUCUAACUAUACGGAUUCGUUAAAUUCGUACCCGUGUGUUGGAAACAAAGGUAAAGGUAUUGAAAUACGACUGUUGUCCCGUAGUUGUUGAUGUUAGGUAAUGUGAACGACGUUAUUCCUGUGAAAGUGAAACAGUGGCUUAAAUAAUAAUGUCUAUCAGUAAAAGGCAAAUGCAAAAGCUGAUUAGUUUCCAUAAAAAAACCCACUUCUCGAAAACUUAUUUAGUUCAUAACGUUGAGUAAUACUUUCUCGACAUCUCUUGAAAUAUACUUAUCACUUUCCUUCACACCUAUUCGAUAUGACAUUGCUCUCUACUUACUGACUCCUUUUCUUAUGCGCGCAUGCGUUGUGUUAGAUAAAUGCGAUUUUGAAGAUGGACUGUGCGAUAUGGAACAAGUUAACUGGCGCGUUUGGUCUGGCUCAACACCCACAAAAAACACUGGCCCGGAUUAUGACCACACUACAUUUCUACCUGAAGGUUGGUUUGAGCGAUGCUAAUAGUCUUAAGCGUUUCAGUUUUCUUUUGUUUUCCUUUUCGCAAAGGUGCUAACAAUUGCUACAAACCAUCUCAUAAACAGCAAAAUGCACUAAAAAAGUGUAUAUUUCAAAACCCUGACAUAAGUAAAAUCAGUGACAACACUUGUAGAAAACAUUUACGAGGACAAAACCACUGAAAGUUAACGUUACGAUUGGCGCUUCAUGAUGAACUGAUAGAUCAAUCAUCAGUUGUUACUAACUAUACGUUCGUAUUAUGAGAACAUUUAAAAGGAAAAGCUUUGACUGCCCUUUUUGUUCUUUCUAAGUUUAUUAGUGUUUUUAUUUUAGUUAUCGUUUUUUUAUUUAUCCAUUUAUUUAUCAAGGAAAAUACUUAUUUUUGGAAGCAUCCGAUCACAAGGCAGACGAGACAGCCGUUCUGACCAGCAGUAUAAUUGGUCCUGGUAAAUCUACUUGUGUACAGUUUUGGUAUCACAUGAAAGGAAAAGAUAUCGGGAGUUUGAAAGUCUACAUCCAAACUAAUGAAACAAAAACGCUAGUUUGGAACACGACUGGUGAACAAGGUGGCAAAUGGAACUUUGGACAAGUUGGAUACAAAGGUGAUUCAAAAAGCUAUGAGGUAAGAGAGUCCUUGCAACAAAUAACUUAA